Molecule: messenger RNA, 2886 nt
Organism: Lichtheimia ornata
Lineage: Eukaryota; Fungi; Mucoromycota; Mucoromycetes; Mucorales; Lichtheimiaceae
Exons: 4
Coding region: 1-2886 (961 amino acids)
Molecular function (GO): protein heterodimerization activity
Source: RefSeq, a predicted model, not a curated record
AUGUCAAGAGUCGAUGCACGGUACAUUUGUCAAAGCGCUGCCAAUGCCAUCAUCUCCGAGAUUGGUCCUUAUCGAGUAUCGAAUGACGCAUUGCAAGCUAUCAAUCACUUCCUCGAUGAGUAUCUUGUAUUGCUAUUGACGUCGUCGUUGUCGCUUGAUUUGUCACGUAUCAAGGCUGUGGUGUUCACAUUGUUGCCGUCGACGCUGGGAAAGAAUGCGAUUGUUGAAGCCGAGCUUGAAGUCAAAACUUUUACCGAGACCGAAGCGAUCGAUUAUGAAUCAUACGAGCGAAUGCGUAUGUUGGGUACCGAUGGGCAGCCAGAGUUCCCGGUAAACGAUGCAUUACCCCUACUGCGAGAAAAGUGCCUUGAAUUUUGUACACUUGCCGACAGAGAGGAGCAACGAGCGUACAUGGAUCCAGCUAUUACCCCCACUGCACGACAAAAUAUCGCUAUCGUUCCUAUUGUUGCUAUCUAUGUCACCACCGUUCUCGAGCACAUUGCAGAAUACGUCUUGACAGCCAUUGCCAUGACAGCCGAACAUGAAGAUACCGAAUACAUUCGUAUCAAACAAGUGUUUUUGGCGCUUGUGGAUGAUAUCCAAGUGGGUGGCGUAUUUCAUCGUAUGGAAUUGCGUGACAAGCUCGAGAAACGGGCAUUUGCCAUGGGUUACAAACCGCGAACACCUGUGCCAUCUUUCCAUGCAGCAGCAGCAGCACCACCACCACCAAAUCACAUGCGUUCCUCAACAUCAGGGAGCAAUAACAAUGGUGGCGAUGGAUUCUUGGAUAUUUGCUUUGAUGAUUUGGAUAUCGGAUACGAUGAUGAUGUCAUGAACCCGAAUGAUCGACUUUCAGUAUCACAGUAUUCGAUGAGAUCCGGUGUUAGUCAACGUCCAACAUCGAUGAUGAGUGGUAGUACGAGUAACGGCACUCUCAGCACAUUUGACAACAGCUCAGCCAACAGCAGCAAAAAAGCAUACAAGGUGUUUCGAAAAGAUGAUGGUGGGGCUGAUCGAUCACCCUUAUCGGUAUCAGUUUAUGAUCCAGAUGCACCAGCAAUGAACUUUGAAGAUCUUAUUCGAUCCGGCAACACAAUGAAAGUAUCAUUGACACCCAACCGACUAAAGUCAAUUGAAGUCAAGAAUCAAAUGGUGGAUGAUACGCCUAAAUCGGCUAGUUGGGAACGACGUUCAACUGCAAGUAGUGCAUCACGUGCUACUCGAUCAUUGAAUGGUACGGCUACAGCUUCUUCAUCAUCAGCACCACGACGCAACGUAUCAUCCAUGUCCGCUGUUCCUAAUUCAUCCAAACCUAAGCAUGGAGUAUCAGCAGCACCACCACCAGCAGCAGCUACCCAUCAUCAUACAGUGAAACCAAAAUCAUCUUUUGGAAGUGAUCGCUCUAUUAAGAAACCAUCAUCCGCAACAGCUCCAAUGCCACCAUUGCCAGAGCAAAAGAAACCUGCAGGUCCUCUUGAUACACGUUUUGAGAAUCCUAGAGAGGCUCCAAAACCUCCAACAAUCACCACCACAACCAAUAACUCAGCUUCUCCUCCUUCUUCAGCAUCUCCUGUUGUGGUUCAAUCACCUGCACCUAUCACAUAUACACCCAAACCAGUACCAGAAAAGCCUACAAAUGAUACAUCUUCAGUGAAAAAGGAGCAGCAGCCACAACGGCCACGAUUAUUGCGACGUAGCAGCAGCAGUAGCAAAAAGAGUCGUGAGAACUUGAGACGACAACGAGAAAAGGAGGAGCAAGAGGAACAAAGGAAAAAAGCUGAAGCUGCAUUAAGAGGAUUGCCUAAGCCUAUGACACCUGAGGAUGUUGACCAUGAAUCCCAAGAACAGCAAAAAGAAAAGGCAUCCUUAUCAAGCAAGAGCAGCAACGAGAGCGUUAGCCGCAGUAUCACAUCUAGCAACAACAAUGAUGCAGCACCACCAUCUCCACCUGCAAGUGAAGGAUCAAACAAGGAUCAAGAAAAAGGUGUUCAUUUUGAUAACGAGCGAUCUUCAUCAUCCAUUGUGGAUGAACCUGAACGACCUUCGAGUAUGACAGCCAAACGUGCAUCCUUGGUAGGCUCAUCACGUCGUCAAUCACUUCAUGAAAGCUAUGCCAUGAAUGAUAUUAUGCGUCAUCGAUUAUCGGCAGCAGGCUCUGUCGAAAUGACAGUCAAGGCUUUUGAUAGCAUGUCUAAAAGCAAUAUCCAAGAUGUCUCCAAUACUACAACGCCAACAUCAACAACGCCUACCACUACCACUACCACUACUACAGGACGUCGUUCACCCGUAACAAUGGCUCGUCGUUCGGCAACCGUUGAACAAGGGAACAGUUCCCAUGGCAACGGUAACCAUGGUGAUGAGGAAGUGUCAUCAACAACAACACCCACACCACCUGCUAUGCGUGCACCACGACCUAGCAGUGUUCUUGAUAAAGUGAUGCAAUUUGAACGAGCCAAUUCGCUGGACGAUUCUGCACAACAACAUCAUCGACAACAACGCACCGCAUCUUAUAUGCCACGUCGAGAACGUUUCUUGUACUUGCAACGUGAACCGGGUCUUCUUGAACGACGUAGCACAACAUACACCACCACAGCAAAUCCAUCGCCACGACCUGUCACUGUCGAUGCCGGCGUGCAAACGGAUCCUGUUCUUGUCACCAACCAUGAUGAGGAUAAUGAUGGUCCACCAGCCCUUGUGAUUACAGAUGAAACGGGCGUAUCGAUAUCCAAAUCCAUCCAUGUUUCUGAUUCUGAGAAUCUUAGUGAUAAGAGCUCUGAACAUGGAUUGGUGGAAGGUGAUGAAGAAUGGUUCCUACAAGACGAUGAAUGGGAUGAUGUCCAAGAUCAAGAAAAUGCAGUUGUAGAAUGGCUUCUUGGAGAAGCAUAA